Fomitiporia mediterranea MF3/22 is the source of this 1752-nucleotide messenger RNA. RefSeq lists its product as uncharacterized. Bases 1 to 1752 code for a protein of 583 amino acids. Lineage: Eukaryota; Fungi; Basidiomycota; Agaricomycetes; Hymenochaetales; Hymenochaetaceae. The record is from RefSeq and is a predicted model, not a curated record. The transcript is spliced from 5 exons.
AUGGUGGGGGCUAGCACGUCCAGGACACGCCUUCAUGCGUCCAAGUCCAAAAUUCUGUCUUCAGCUCGUGCGAAGAAGCCGUUUAAAGCUGUUGACACGAAUCCCGCUGCUUAUGAUAAGAAAGAUCCGUUCGCAGCAGUCGACGCGCUGAGAAAGCUUUUGACGGCGUUACCUACGAAACCGGGUGGAUGCCAGCUCAGAAUGACAGAAGAAGAGCACAAAUUAUCAUUACAUCUGCUGACGAUCGUCGAGCCCUUCGUUGGGUUAUCGCCGUCUCAGCGUGGCCUAAUACGCCAACCGACCGAAAACCUAGAUGAAAUCGUCUCAUACAUCGAUAGCAAGCGUGAUUUGCUUUCGUUGGCGCUAUCUUGCAAGCGCAUGUUCAGUAUUGUUUUCCCGCGGCAUUUCGAAUAUCGUGUCAUCCGCUGCAAGAUCAGCAAUAUCGCCGUUUGGAGUCAUUUCGCAAGCAAUUAUGUGCUCGCGGCCAAUGUACGAUGCCUUGAGAUAUUGGAUGAGCGCACAGCCGAAGCUCCUUGCACCCCAUCGGAUAUUCUUGCUUCUGACACGGAAUUAGAAUCCAGUGACGAUGAACUCACGAUGCAUGCAAAGCAAGGACGAUUAUUUGCGUCGGCGCUUUCGAAAAUGACGCGUUUGACUGCAUUUGUCUGGUCGUGCAAUCAUUCCCUAAUUUCACUCCACAGUAUAUGGCACACCAUACUCAAGUGCCAAAGCCUGAGAGCAGUUGAGAUUCAUGACAAUUUGGUUUUCAGCCCUACAACCGAAGAAUCAAUACCCUGCAGAACAGCCCGACCAAGGAUUCUUCCGUCACUGUCAUCCGUCUCGGUGCACAACUUCAGAAAGGGCUAUGGCCAAAACAAGACUCCAGAAUUGAACCGGAUCACUGAAAUGUUACACCAGUGCCCAAACUUGGAGUUCCCAAAGGAACUCAACGUCGACUAUAUUGCUCAAUCGGGCUUCUCCAGCCCUAGUGCUGAUAACUUCUUCAUGUAUGGACGAUGGCCGAGCCUGCGAGCUCUCAAUCUCACACACUUGACAUGUUCUCUUGACGGAUUCGACGCUGCUUCAACCUUCUUAGCAGCUCAUAUAAACAUUGAGGUCCUCCACCUUGACGUUGGACCUCGUGCGAAUGUUGCCGGACUUGUACUUGCCCCUGGCACCUUACCGCGGCUCCGUGAACUAAAGAGCAGUAAGGAGGUCGCGUGUGCCAUCAUGACAUGCCAGUCAGGGUCUCGGCCCUUGGAGACGAUCAAGGGUGUCCGCCUAACAGGCCAGCAUCGGGAUACUACUUUCUUUGAAGCGCUGCAGAGAUACAGUAUCAAACGCUUAGAACUGGUUGGUUAUGGAGAAUUUGAAGAUAUUCGUAAGUUGGUGGACCGCGUGCCAAAGCUUACAUGGCUAGACGUAGGGAAGAAGGGUAGUAUGUCUGCUCAUAAAGGACCUUUGACUAUAUCCAAUGUGGUGGACUGGGCGAAUCUACUCGAACAGCUCCCCGAUUUGACUGCAUUCCACGGCGUUCCGUUCUUCUACGAAGUAGCAACUGGGCCAAUGUCGUCUGUAUCCCUUUCGGACCGCUCGCGUAUCAAGAAGAACGAGGAAGUCGCUUCCGUCCUCGCUUGGAAGUGUCCGAACUUACGCAGGCUCGAUCAUUGGGAAGAGCAAGCCGGGAAGGUCAUCGUCUUGCUUAAGGACGGAGAGAAAUCCAAGUGGGAGGUUCGGCGAGUCAAGGUAUAA